Molecule: messenger RNA, 1431 nt
Organism: Scheffersomyces coipomensis
Lineage: Eukaryota; Fungi; Ascomycota; Pichiomycetes; Serinales; Debaryomycetaceae
Product: bifunctional AAA family ATPase chaperone/translocase
Exons: 2
Coding region: 1-1431 (476 amino acids)
Biological process (GO): protein insertion into mitochondrial inner membrane from matrix; mitochondrial respiratory chain complex III assembly
Cellular component (GO): mitochondrial inner membrane
Molecular function (GO): ATP binding; ATP hydrolysis activity
Source: RefSeq, a predicted model, not a curated record
AUGGCUGCAAAGGGUCUUAAAAAUUUUCAACUAUCAAUAACCAAAGAUUGUGAAGAAGAAGACGAAGACGAAGAAAUCAAUGGUAGAAGAAUGAAUGGAGCAUCUUCACCUCAACCGAUUGAUUUAGAGAAAAUCAAACAGAAUUCCGAUGGGUCAAUAACAGGAAUGUUCACUUCAGGAUUCAACGAAGUGGUUAUAAAUAAUCCGUAUUUCGCAGCUGGGGGUGGAUUAAUGCUUUUAGGAACAGCUUUGGCUUUAGGAAGACAAGGAGUAGUUAAAGGAUCUGGCUUAAUCUAUAGACAAUUGUUGGUUGAUUUGGAAAUCCCAUCCAAGGAUAAGUCUUACCUUUGGUUUUUAGAAUGGAUGUCUCAAUAUAAACAUCGAUCAUCAAGGCAUUUAUCAGUUGAAACCAAUUACAUUCAACAUGACAAUGGAGCAGUUUCAACGAAGUUUUCUUUGGUUCCAGGUCCUGGAAAACAUUUGAUCAGAUAUCAAGGUGCUUUCAUGCUAGUGAAUCGUGAAAGAUCAGGGAGAUUAUUGGAUAUGACUAGUGGAACUCCAUUUGAAACAGUUACCUUAACUACUUUGUAUCGUGAUCGUCAUUUAUUUAAUGAUUUGUUAUCAGAAGCUAAAAAGUUAGCCUUAAAGGCCCGUGAGGGUAAAACGGUUAUUUACACGUCUUGGGGUCCUGAAUGGAGACCAUUUGGUCAACCAAGAAAGAAGAGAGUUAUUGGGUCGGUCAUAUUGGAUAAAGGUAUUUCUGAUACUAUAGUUGAUGAUGUCAAAGACUUUUUAAUUAGUGGUGAUUGGUAUCACAAGAGAGGAAUUCCUUAUAGAAGAGGAUACCUUUUAUAUGGACCUCCUGGAAGUGGUAAAACUUCAUUUAUUCAAGCAUUGGCAGGUGAAUUGGAUUACAAUAUUUGUAUUUUAAAUUUAUCAGAAGCAAACUUAACUGAUGAUAGAUUAAAUCAUUUAAUGAAUCAUAUACCAGAAAGAUCAAUCUUAUUAUUAGAAGAUAUUGAUGCUGCAUUUAAUAAAAGAGAACAAAGUGAAGAUAAGGGAUAUACAUCAGGAGUAACUUUUUCAGGAUUAUUAAAUGCUUUGGAUGGAGUUGCCAGUGCUGAAGAAUGUAUAACAUUCAUGACUACCAAUCAUCCUGAAAAAUUAGACCCAGCGUUAUUAAGACCAGGUAGAGUUGAUUUUAAAGUCUUGAUAGAUAAUGCUACUGAGUAUCAAGUUAGAGAAAUGUUUUUAAGAUUCUACGAAGGUGAAGAAGAGUUAUCCAAUGAAUUUAUGAAACAAUUCAAAAAACUUCAAUUAUCAAAUGUUAGUACUGCUCAAUUACAAGGAUUGUUUGUUUACAAUAAAAGAGAACCACAACAAGCAAUUGAUAUGAUUGCAACUUUAAGAAAUCCCAAUAAUGUAUUCUAA